Messenger RNA from Silurus meridionalis, 2609 nucleotides. It is a transcript of the gene ndc1, whose product is annotated as NDC1 transmembrane nucleoporin. The coding region runs from base 190 to 2229 and encodes 679 amino acids. NCBI's taxonomy places the organism in Eukaryota, Metazoa, Chordata, Actinopteri, Siluriformes, Siluridae. The record is from RefSeq and is a predicted model, not a curated record. The transcript is spliced from 18 exons. Gene Ontology annotation, cellular component: nuclear pore transmembrane ring. Gene Ontology annotation, biological process: nuclear pore organization. Gene Ontology annotation, molecular function: protein-macromolecule adaptor activity.
GGCGGUGUUUUAGUGAGUGUUUUUGAGCAGGCGGUGUUUGUAGGCGCCUCCACGCUGAGGUCUUUCCGGGGCCUUCCGGCGCGUGUCGCGGAAUGUCGCGCGUGAAACUGCGCCACUUUUCAAACAUCCGCGCUGCUGAAAUGUGACUGUUUUUUAUGGGAUUUUUUUUUAUUUUGUUAUUGAAAUAAAAUGUUUUCUUUUAAUCAGAACUGCUGGUUUAUACGGAAGGUGGUGAGAUGGAGAGGUGUAGCCAGCAUCAUGUGGUCAGUGCUGCUGCUUCCUCCCAUCAUCUCUCUACUCAUCUUCCUCAUCAGGUUUAGUGUGUUUCACCCCACAAACUGGAUCUCAGGGUAUUUGGGUUUGCUCACAGAAGUGAGUACGUUGUUCUCCGUGUUCCUGCUCUGUGCAGCCGUUAUUUUCCUCGCCUUCUUCAACCUUCAGUAUUACACAGUGGUUCCCUCCAUCCCGUGUUCUCGAGUGGCUCUCCUGGCUGAAGUUCUCCACCUUCGCCAGUGUAUUCACUCUCUGGUGCACUGUGCAGUUGGGAUGUUGAUCAUGUGGUGUGUGUGUGUCAUGUCCGGCGGCCGCUAUCGCACACUCCAGUCACCGUGUGCACGCAGCGAGAGUGACGGUGUUGACGUGUGUCUGAACGAGUAUCACAUGUUCAUGCUGCUGGCCGGAGCGUUUAUGGGAUACUCUUACAGUUUAAUGGGCGUCGUCCAAAACGUCCACUACGUGUCCUUUCAGAUUAUACAGCAAUACAAGUACAUGCGGUUUAAAGGCUCUGCGUGGGGGCUCCUGAAGUGCAGUGCUGUUCAGUCUUUAUAUUUCGUCAGGAACUACGUCAUCCUCUACUUCCUGUUGGGACACGUCCCCAGAACAUGGAUCUCCAACAUCCUGAACCUGCGUGUAGACAGUUCUGUCCACUCUCUGGACUCGUUUGGAGGAUUGUGUGAUGUUUCUUUGGUCUAUCAGCUGUGGAUCAGUGGAACAUUUCUGCUGCUCACCUGGAACCUCAACGUGCUUCUCUUCAGGAUCUACGUCACUGAGCCGUACAGGUUUUUGGUGCAGUCGUCUUUUGCUGAGGAUGCAGAAGAAUGUCUUCCUAAAGUCCUGACUGAAAAGAACUCCCUGGUCCUGAAGUUCCUGGCACUGCAGGACUUGGCGUUACUUUCCCAGAAUUCUCCUUCACGCAGACAGGAAGUCUUCAGCCUCAGUCAGCCGGGUGGUCACCCUCAUAACUGGAACGCUAUCAGUAAGGAGUGUGUGUCGAUGCUAAACGAAUUAACGCAGCGGCUCAUCGCUCAUCACGACACUGUGGCGUCUAACGGCAGAGCCAAACCUCCGUCUGAGAGAAGUGACUCUGGAUCUGGGUCCUCAUCCAGCUCGGCUGAUGGCGGUGGAGUUUUCGGCACAGUGAUGUCUGGGGCAGAGGAGGUUCUUCAGACUCCUCACCGCAAUGAUCUGAUCCGGACUCCCGGCUCGGUGUUCGGUUCCGCAGUGAGGACCGUGAACUCGCCCAUGACCGCCCCCUUCACCCCCGACCUCCCCGUCUCCUUCUCCAGCCCCGCCCUCAGACCCCUGUUCAGCCCUCACGUGGGCCAGAGACCCUGGUUGGGCUCAGUCCAGAGUCCUCACGUGACCCGGAGGAACCCAAAACUGUGGAGCACGUCCCCCGACUCUCGGACCAAUGGGAGCUCACCGCCGUCUCCUGGUCCCGCCCCCCAACCUGCAGGUGAACCCAAACCCAGCUUUCUGUCCCAGUGGAUCCAGAACAGGAAGGAGCAGGUUAAAGGUUUCUUCGCAAAACGUGUGCUGGUUGUGUAUUUGUUUAAUAAGCUGCCUGAAGCAUCGAGUCAGGCCCUGUUUGCUGACAGCCAGGCGCACAUCUGGGCUCUGGAAGGAUUGUCUCAUCUGGUUUCCGUGUCGUUCUCUGAGGAUAAGUACGGAGUAGUGCAGACUACGUUACCCAGCAUUCUCUGCUGCAUGCUCUCUCUGCAGGAGGCUGUGGAUCGUCACUUCAAGCUCCCUCACGCCUCCAGCAAACCACCAAAGACCUGGAGCAGUGUGGGCGACUCCACGUAUAAAACCCUGCGCUUUGCUCUGAGAGCAUCGCUGAAGACCUCCAUCUACAGAAUCACCUCCACCUUCAGAGAGCACUUACAUGCCGUCAGCGUUCCAGCGGAGCAUCAGAAGAGACUUCAGCAGUUCCUGGAGUAUAAGGAGUAGAUGUUCCUGCACUCACUGCUCCAGUUUUCACUUCGAACCUCCAGCUCACUGGAGAAACUUGGACACCAGAAGGUCCUGUUUCCUUGGGCAAACAAGGUUUUUUUUUUGUUGUUUGUGAAAGUGGGCGUGGUCACGGUGUGGAUAACGACCAGGUCCAGUGUUGUUCAUCCUCCUACUGAACCCAUGACUGCACACCUGAAGAUGGUGAUGGUGGUGGAUGAAGAUCAGCUUGAUUGAACUUUGGGUUGUUGUUGUUUUUUGGGGAAAAAAGUACAUCCACUUUUCUACUUGUCUUCUCCAGAUGUUCUCUCCUUUUUUGCGGCCUUUUAAAGGAAUAAUGCUGAUAAGAAAAUUAAAUAAAAUUGUACACGUCCACCACA